AUGUAUCAUUUACAGAAGCAAUUGAGUGAUUUAAUCCAGGGGUCAAGUGAAGUAGCAGGCUAUUUCACUAAGAUAAAGAGAUUGUGGGAUGAACUGGAUACCUUGAACACUCAUGUCAAGUGCUCAUGUGAGUGCAAUUAUGGAGGAAAAGUCAAAAUGGCCAAGUCACUUCAGGAUGAGAGGUUGAUUAAGUUUCUCAUGGGAUUGAAUGACGCCUAUGCUUCUGUGAAAAAUAGUAUCUUAAUGAUGUUACCCCUUCCAACUGUGGGUCAUGCUUAUUCCCUCUUGAUGCAAGAUGAAAAACAGAGGGAAGUUUAUGUGAACUCUCACUUUCCUGGAGACUCUUCAUCCUUUAUGGCUGCAAAUCAGAAUCAAACAGGUCAAAAGUUUGAAAAUUCUGACUUCAAAGGAAAGAAAAACAACCUGGUUUAUUCCUACUGCAAAAAAUCUGGGCAUUUAGUGGAUAAGUGCUACAAGAUCAUUGGUUUUCCAGCAAAUUUCAAAUUCACCAAGCCGAGGAAGUUUCAGGGACCUGCUAAAAGCAAUGCAACAUACUCAGUAAGUGGAACAGAGGAACAAAAUGCUAUUGAAGCAGUGAAUGUUAACAACCAGCUCACACAGGAACAUGUUUCUCAACUUGUUCAAUUGCUUCAGCAGGUGAAGGGUGCACAACUAGUGUGUUCAAAUCCAGAUGUCAGUGCUAAUGUUGCCAAUUAA
Molecule: messenger RNA, 717 nt
Organism: Nicotiana tabacum (common tobacco)
Lineage: Eukaryota; Viridiplantae; Streptophyta; Magnoliopsida; Solanales; Solanaceae
Source: RefSeq, a predicted model, not a curated record